Puccinia triticina is the source of this 513-nucleotide messenger RNA. RefSeq lists its product as uncharacterized. The record is from RefSeq and is a predicted model, not a curated record. Lineage: Eukaryota; Fungi; Basidiomycota; Pucciniomycetes; Pucciniales; Pucciniaceae. The transcript is spliced from 5 exons. Bases 1 to 513 code for a protein of 170 amino acids.
AUGGGCGCUCACUGGCUUCUGCAAAAGCUAGAAUAUGCCCAUUCAGUAUACAUUGACCCAAUUGCGGCUUUAGCAAAGCUUCAUCAAGAGCCUAACCGUCACACCCCAGGGAGCAACUAUACAAACUCUUUUUUCGAGCAGCAAUGGUGUGAUGAACAAGCGUACCAUGUUACAACUAACCAGUCAUCUGAACGAGCACAGGUUGAACUUGGACGUCUGUUAUGUAUGGAAGAAGAAUUGAAUGACGCCUGGUCUGCUAUUGCGAUGACGCCAGAGCAAGCGCUGACACGCGCACGCAGUUGUGCCACCGUCGCCAGGAAGCUAGAAGCACAAAGGAGACUGGCCCCCCCAAACAGUGAGAAUAGCAACUUGACUGCAUCCGAUCAAGACAAGUUGAGCAAGGUCUGGUUUGCUAAGACCGAGCUGCAACAGAGCUUCUUAGCACUUGUGGAAGAGAAGCAACCCUUGCUUUGUGUAUGUCGUGCAGGUGAAGCAACCACCCUUGGGACCUGA